This is a messenger RNA of Clarias gariepinus (North African catfish), 1535 nucleotides long. It is a transcript of the gene gabpb2a, whose product is annotated as GA binding protein transcription factor subunit beta 2a. The coding region runs from base 128 to 1234 and encodes 368 amino acids. The transcript has 8 exons. Gene Ontology annotation, biological process: positive regulation of transcription by RNA polymerase II. Gene Ontology annotation, cellular component: nucleus. Gene Ontology annotation, molecular function: transcription cis-regulatory region binding; protein binding. Lineage: Eukaryota; Metazoa; Chordata; Actinopteri; Siluriformes; Clariidae. The record is from RefSeq and is a predicted model, not a curated record.
CUUAGAUACUGUGGGAUUUGGGAUACGGCUUGAGAAAGUGUUUGUGGGGGGAAAGACUAGCUAAAAGUGGACCAAAAGUUGAGAUAAAGUGAAAAAGCGUGUGCGUGAACGCGAGAAGUUGUUGCAGAUGUCUCUGGUGGAUUUGGGGAAGCGGCUUUUAGAGGCUGCGCGUAACGGUGAGGAUGAAGAAGUGAGGAAGCUGAUGACCAACGGCGCCCCCUUCACCACAGACUGGUUGGGGGCGUCGCCGCUGCACUUGGCGGCGCAGUACGGUCAUCGCUCCACCGCCGAGGUGCUGCUGAGAGCUGGCAUCUGUAAGGACGCUCGCACCAAAGUGGACAGGACCCCGCUGCACAUGGCUGCCACCGAGGGACACGAGCUCAUCGUCGACUUACUGAUCAGGAAUGGAGCGGAUGUGAACGCUAAAGACAUGCUGAAGAUGACGGCGCUGCACUGGGCCACUCAGCACGGGCACCACGACGUCGCUCAGCUUCUUAUCAAACACGGAGCCGACGUGCACGCGCUCAGCAAGUUCGACAAAUCGCCCUUCGACAUCGCGCUCGACAUCCAGCACCCAGAGCUCGCUAACCUCUUGCAGGACGGGAUGCAGAAGCAGGUGAACAGGAAUGCAGAGUCGUCCAUCGCUCCACAGUUCAUCAUUCAGGGAGGAGUAAUUAACUUCGCUGACCUCGUCAAAUCCAACACAGGUAACAGCGAGGACGCGGUCGCCGUUAGCGCUUUGGACCAACAGGUAAUGAGUGAGACCGGACAGAGGGUGGUUACCAUAGUAACAGAUCAGCAGGGUCACCUACAGACGAGACUCACACAGCCGCUGUACGUCACUAUGCAGAACGGACGGCAAGUGCUGGCUGUCCCCUCGGGUCAGUUCACACAGGAGUCAGUGGAUGAAGAAGCAGAGCCUCCUGUACGACGGAGGAAAAUCGAAGUGGUCGCUACGAAUCACAUCGACAACAGGGACACGGAGCAGCUGCAGCGGCGUCUGGCCGAAGCCAACAUGGCGGCCCAGCUGUACCGACAGCAGCUGCUGCAGAAGGAGCAGGAGGCUGAGGAGUACCGCAUGCAGUUGGAGGCCAUGACAGAGCGAGUGAUCACGCAGGACGGUGAGUGUGUGGAGGAGAAGCAGGAGGACGCCGAGGAGGAGGUGGUGCUGCUGGCUGACGGAGACGUGAUGCUCAACACAGAGGAGAUCGACUCCACCGCCGACAUCUCAUAACACCUCGGACCUCACGGACUUGCACCUUUACAGCCCUGUGUGUGUGUGUAUGUGUUGCCUUUUCAUCUCUGGAUCAAGAACAAAAGUGUCUACACAUAUUUGUUUAUAAGAGAAGAAACUCUACUUUUCCUGUUUGUUUUUUUAAUAACUGCGCCUGCUUUAGUAAAAUGAUCAGUGUUUAUCGUCUGACUGAGAGAAUGAUGUUACUUUUUUUUUUUUUCACUUUUGUUUUUCCAAAGACCAAAUUUAAUGUCGGCUCUUAUAAAUACACCGAUUGUGCCCAGUUUCUAACUCGUCUUCA